Messenger RNA from Pelobates fuscus (common spadefoot toad), 1629 nucleotides. RefSeq names its product asparaginyl-tRNA synthetase 2, mitochondrial (gene NARS2). The record is from RefSeq and is a predicted model, not a curated record. Lineage: Eukaryota; Metazoa; Chordata; Amphibia; Anura; Pelobatidae. The transcript has 15 exons. Gene Ontology annotation, cellular component: mitochondrion. Gene Ontology annotation, biological process: asparaginyl-tRNA aminoacylation. Bases 142 to 1590 code for a protein of 482 amino acids. Gene Ontology annotation, molecular function: asparagine-tRNA ligase activity; nucleic acid binding; ATP binding.
GCUUGUGAGCGUUCUACGUAUCUGCGCAUGCGCGCGUUCGUGAAUAACCAUGUGAGCAGCGUAAGGACACAGAGAGGAAGUGUGAGUGCAGCUGGCUGUACAUGAUAUUACAACAUACUUGGGAUCAUCAUACUUUGAAUCAUGUUCUUCCCCCGGAAGAUGGCUCCGGCACUGCUGAGUUUCUGUCAAUGGCAUUGCCGUCACAGAAGGCAUUUGGGGGCAGUUUCGAAGCUAAGCGUGCGGGAAGCGCUUGCCAGUGUUGAAGGGAGUCCUAAUAGUAUUAAACUACAGGGAUGGGUACGCUCGGUUAGGUCCCAGAAAGAUAUUUUAUUCCUGCACGUCAAUGAUGGCUCAUCCUUAGAAAGCCUACAGGUUGUUGCAGAACCAAAUCUGAAAACCAGUGCCCUAACUUUUGGAAGCUCCGUGGAAGUCAUUGGAAAACUGGUCAAGAGUUCACACAAGAAGCAGAACGUGGAACUAAAUGCGUCUGAUAUUAAAGUCAUCGGAGGGUGUGACUCUUAUGAUUUCCCCUUUAAGUUAAAAGAACGACAUCCCCCUGAAUACGUCAGGCAGUAUCCUCACCUCCGCUGUAGAACCAAUACGUUUAGCUCGCUACUGAGAGUCCGCAGUAAGGCUACAGCUGCUAUCCAAGAGUUUUUCCAGAGUAAUGGUUACGUUCACAUCCACACUCCUGUAAUUACCUCCAACGACUGUGAGGGAGCUGGGGAACUCUUUCAAGUGCAGGCUACAAACUGGGACCAUGGACAAGGCGACAAGUCUGGCUUCUUCAAUGUACCAGCGUACCUGACUGUCUCUGGUCAGCUCCACUUGGAAGUCAUGUCUGGAGGGUUCACACGAGUGUAUAGUUUUGGUCCCACGUUUAGAGCAGAGAACUCCCAAAGUCGUCGGCACCUAGCAGAGUUUUACAUGGUGGAAGCCGAAAUUUCCUUCACGGACAGUCUGGAUGAUAUUAUGCAGGUUAUCGAGAAUUUAUUUAAAUCCACAACCACAGCAUUGCUUUCACAGUGUCCAGAAGAAAUAAACUUCUUCAGUAGAUAUGUUUCCGUUGGACAAAAAAACAGGCUGGAGCAGUUUCUUAAGAAGAAGUUUGUAACAAUGACAUACACCGAAGCAAUAGAAGUUCUGAAGGAUGCACGUGAAACAUUCCACUAUAAACCAGAGUGGGGAUGUGAUUUACAAACAGAGCAUGAAAAGUAUCUGGUAAAACACUGUGGCAACGUCCCAUUGUUCGUCAUCAACUAUCCGUACGACCUCAAACCAUUCUAUGCCCGCGACAAUGAAGAUGGACCCCAGCACACAGCCGCCGCUGUGGAUCUGCUUGUGCCCGGCAUAGGAGAGCUGUUUGGAGGGAGUCUCAGAGAAGAACGAUUUGACGUCUUGCUGUCUCGACUAGAGAGCUUAGGACUAACCGACACGUAUCAAUGGUAUUUAGAUAUACGGAAGUUUGGGUCCGUCCCCCAUGGAGGCUUUGGAAUGGGAUUUGAACGCUAUCUGCAAUGUAUUUUGGGAAUAGACAACAUCAAAGAUGUCAUCCCAUUCCCUAGAUUUCCUUACUCCUGUCUUUUAUAAAGACCUAAAAAACAUUAAUAUAGAUAUUCACUUGAUUUC